Molecule: messenger RNA, 1206 nt
Organism: Lodderomyces orthopsilosis Co 90-125
Lineage: Eukaryota; Fungi; Ascomycota; Pichiomycetes; Serinales; Debaryomycetaceae
Exons: 1
Coding region: 1-1206 (401 amino acids)
Source: RefSeq, a predicted model, not a curated record
AUGGAACGAGUAUAUGCAGCUCUAUCGAUAUCACUUAUUACCAACAAGAGACUUGCUAUAUGUUGUGACAAUGCAACAGAAUCUAUAAACCACUUUGUUGAGGGUAUUCUACAGCAAAGUGGAUUCAAUGAACUACAAUAUGCAGUGAUUGAUUUACUUGAAUGCAAGACUAUUGAAAAUAUCCUACGUCAAGCAACAAUUGAUAAUAAUGAUGCCCUUAAGUUCAAGAAUGUGAUAUUGUGGCAAAACCUACAACAUCUAGACGAAAUACGACAGAAAGAAUUAUACAGACUAAUCUUGCAAAUUGAAGACUACAACAAAAGCUCAUACAAAUGUAACGACCAACCGGUGACCAUAAGCACCCAUGGGAAGGCAUUCAAGGUUUUCAAACCUCAGUUGUUCACCAUCAUUCCAUUCUUGGAGUAUAACCUAUACGACAAUAAGAUUUAUCCAUAUUUAAAAGAGAUGCUUUGGUCAAGUGUAACAUUCCCACCUGUCAAUGAAUACAACGAAUACAACGAAUACAACGAAUACAACGAAUACAACGAAUACGUACAUUUCAUGCCCAAUUAUGAAUCAAUAAUACUUCAACUAAGGUCAAAGAUUGAUACUGUGUUCAUGAGCCCCAAUAUCAAAAGUUACAUAUACUCAUUGAUCGUAUUUAUUAGAUGCCAUCGGUUGGCAUCAUUGGCUCCAAAACUGGUGCGGGUGCCAACAGCUACAAUAUCAUAUGUACAGGACUACUGUAAGUCUUUGGUACUUUGGCGAAGGCAGCUACAAUUAAGCCGAACUAGCAUGACUGAUACAGCAGUAUCUAACGAAGAAAAUGAAUUGGAAAAAACCGCUACUGCUGCUGUGGACUUGGAAUUGGAAAAAGAGACAGAGUUGUUCGUGACACCAGAAUAUGUUAAAAUUGCCAUCAAAAAUAUCGGCUACUGGUUGGUUGAUUGGGAGGCUAAUCGAAAAUUUGCUAACACUGAUGAUCUAAAAUUCAAUAAAAAUGGUUCAGAUAAGGCUCAAUUUGAAAUUUUGGAUAAUAAGAAAUUGGAGAUUUCAAUGCUAACGGGAGAUUGGUAUGGAAGUGAAUAUUAUUGCGCAAAUGAACUUCUCAAAGGUUAUAAAGCUAUUAGGGAUUAUGACAGUCCAACAGGGAUGACAAAUCGGAUAGUAGACGAUGCUAUUGAAGAAGUUAGACCUCCAUUGUAG